AUGACGUCCAACUACCACGACUCGCCCUAUGGCGGUCACAAGGUGUAUCAGGACCCCGAGUUUCCGCAUUUGAGCACGCAAAAGUUGCCCGAUUUGGGAUACAAUCCACAUCAAGAUUUGCAGUUCAACCAGGACGAUAGUUACAUGGAAGAAGACUCGCGCGAACUUUCCGUACAGGAAGAGGCGCCCUCACAUUGGAAUACGGGAAACCUGCCUCUUCGAACCACUCAUUUGGCUGCUCCAAUGGCUCCAGGCCAUCAGUUCCAACUCAGUCCUACCUUCUCCGGCAACACAUUCGAUGACCUCAACGAGCCUCGGGGAAACUUCCAACUGAUUGAUCUGGGGUCGUCUCUUGCAUUCAAGCCUCCUUCGGCAUUCACUGCCUUGAACAAUAGCAGUCGCACCAAUCUCUCAGAAACGAGCACUCUGAAUAAUUCGAAUUCUUUGGGUUACUCGUACCAUGAUGGGGUCGGCGCCUCGAAGGUCCACAUCAGCGCGCCAAGCCCUUAUGAUCAGCCACAGCACUCUGGUCUGGGCUUCUUGGACUCCGCAGUGACUAAUGGGGGCCAUGAUGGCAUUUCGGCUCAUCAGACACCAUCACCCUUCAAUCCGACGUAUGACCACAUUUUUGGAGCUGCGCAGGACUCCCAGACUCCCUCAAAUCAGGCUUAUAGACAAAACUAUGGUCAAACUCCCUCACAGCCGCACUAUCCUCCUGCGAACAAUGGUCAACAUUAUCAGCAACAACAGCAGCAACAACAGCAACAACAGCAGCAGCAGCAGCAUCAACAACAAUAUCAAGCACAACAGCAGCAGCUCCUUCUACAACAACAGCAACAACAGCAACAACAGCAGCUACAGCAGGCUCAACAGGCUCAACAGGCUCAACAGGCUCAACAGGCUCAACAGGCUCAACAGGCUCAACAGGCUCAUCAAGCUCAACAAAUGCAACAAGCGCAACAAGUUCAAUAUGACCAGCAUAGCCAGCCUGGCGAGCCUGGACACAGCCUGACACCGAAUGAAUCGAGUCAACCGCGGACUCCACCUCAUCAUGACUAUGCUAAUGAUUUUGACAACGGAAAGUCUGCCAAUAUUCAAUUUGAUAGAAAUGCCAGUUCUAUGAGUCGCUUGUCGCAGGAUAAAGCAGCAGCGGUCAAGUUGCGUUUGGAGAACCACUAUCAAAUGGCAGUGAGUCAUGCAAUUGAGAGAAAUCAACGAUGGUUGGAUUUGGAAAACAAACUAGCGCAGGAAGAAGAGACCAUGAGCGAGGAGCGCAAAAAUAGGCAAUUACAAAACCUCGGAAAGAAAGAAUCUCAGUUUUUGCGACUCAGGAGAACAAAAUUAUCUUUGGAAGAUUUUAUUACGGUGAAGGUCAUUGGUAAAGGUGCUUUUGGAGAGGUGAGAUUGGUCCAGAAAAAGGAUACUGGUAAGAUUUACGCCAUGAAGACUCUUUUGAAAUCUGAAAUGUACAAGAAAGAUCAGCUUGCGCAUGUGAAAGCUGAGAGAGAUGUUUUGGCAGGCAGUGACUCCCCGUGGGUUGUGUCUCUUUACUACUCGUUUCAAGAUUCCAUUAAUUUGUACUUGAUUAUGGAGUUCCUCCCUGGUGGAGACUUGAUGACAAUGCUUAUUAGAUGGCAGAUCUUCACAGAGGACAUUACUAGAUUCUAUAUGGCUGAAUGUGUUUUGGCAAUUGAAGCCAUUCACAAAUUGGGUUUCAUCCAUAGAGAUAUUAAGCCCGACAAUAUCUUAAUUGACAUUCGAGGCCACAUUAAGCUUUCGGACUUUGGACUAUCAACUGGAUUCCACAAAACGCACGACUCCAACUACUACCGCAAAUUGCUCGAAAAGCCUGAUCAGAAUCAAAACCCCUCUCCUCAAAAGAAUGCUGAAAGAAACUCUAUGAUGGUAGAUGCUAUCCAUCUCACAAUGACCAAUAGACAGCAAAUGCAAACCUGGAGAAAGUCAAGAAGAUUGAUGGCUUACUCCACGGUUGGUACCCCAGACUAUAUUGCUCCUGAAAUCUUCAUUCAUCAGGGUUACGGACAAGAGUGUGAUUGGUGGUCUCUCGGUGCAAUCAUGUUUGAGUGUCUUAUCGGGUGGCCUCCAUUCUGCUCUGAGACUCCUCAUGAGACUUACAGAAAGAUCAUCAAUUGGCAAGAAUCUUUGAUCAUUCCAGACGACAUUCACUUGUCGCCUGAGGCAGAAGAUCUCAUUCGCAGUCUUUUGACAAGCAGCGAUAAUAGACUUGGCCGUCACGAUGGUGCCAAUGAGAUUAAACAGCACCCAUUUUUCCGUGGAGUUGACUGGGAGACAAUCCGCAGAGUGGACGCGCCAUUUAUUCCAAAAUUGAGGUCCAUCACAGACACACGGUUUUUCCCUACAGACGAGUUGGAGCAUGUUUCGACCGAGCCCGCCAUGAUCCCGGCAGCAGCACAGCCUGUGGGAGAGGAUGGAAAGAACAUCAAUGAAGACCUUCCAUUUAUUGGGUACACAUACUCCAGAUUCGACUACUUGACUCGGAAGAAUGCUCUUUAA
Australozyma saopauloensis is the source of this 2535-nucleotide messenger RNA. It is a transcript of the gene CBK1, whose product is annotated as serine/threonine protein kinase. The transcript has a single exon. Bases 1 to 2535 code for a protein of 844 amino acids. Gene Ontology annotation, biological process: intracellular signal transduction; peptidyl-serine phosphorylation. Gene Ontology annotation, molecular function: ATP binding; protein serine/threonine kinase activity. The record is from RefSeq and is a predicted model, not a curated record. NCBI's taxonomy places the organism in Eukaryota, Fungi, Ascomycota, Pichiomycetes, Serinales, Metschnikowiaceae.